Molecule: messenger RNA, 567 nt
Organism: Monoraphidium neglectum
Lineage: Eukaryota; Viridiplantae; Chlorophyta; Chlorophyceae; Sphaeropleales; Selenastraceae
Product: geranylgeranyl reductase
Exons: 3
Coding region: 1-567 (188 amino acids)
Molecular function (GO): FAD binding
Source: RefSeq, a predicted model, not a curated record
AUGGCGCAGAAGUCCCUUGACGCCGUAAAGGACGCGAUUGAUGGCCUGGUGGAGAAGGCCGCAGCCGCCGACAAGCGCGUGGUCGCAGCUGCGGGCGCCGCCGUCGCCGUCGGCGCUGGCGUGCUGCUGUACCGCCGCUACCAGCGCACUGCCGGCCCCAAGAAGGGCCCCUUGACGCCCGACACGCUCCCGGCUGGCGCGUACGACGCCGUGAUUGUGGGCGCGGGCCCCAGCGGCUCUGUGUGCGCCAACUUUGCCGUGCAGGGCGGCGCCAAGGUCGCGCUGCUGGACAAGGCCACCUUUCCCCGUGACAAGUACUGCGGCGAUGCGGUGUGCACCCCUGCCAUUCGCAUCCUGGAGGAGCUGGGUGUCAUGCAGGAGCUCAAGGACAACAACGAGGCCCACUUUGCCGACUCUGGCGGCUUUGUGUCACCCAAGGGCAUCUCAUACGUGGGCGCCUCCAAGGAGAAGCUGGGGGAGGCCGCGUGCUGCGCGGUCAAGGUGAGGGCGGCGGAGACUGCGAGGCUGACAGGGGGGCGCGAUGAUGGCGAGGUUGCCACAACCUGA